AUGACUUCUGCAACGUCGGUGAAGGAGGCAAUCGCUCGCUUCGAGGAGGCGGAGUACCGUCGCCGCACCAGUGAGAUGUCAGAGGAGGAGAAGGCGAAUGCUCCGCGAGUUGUGGCCGCGGAGGAGCCUAGAGUCUUGCUCAUUGGGAUGCUGCCUCCGAUUGUGAAGAUGGACAAGGACAUAGCCACUCUUGUUAACUGCGAACAUCUUGGACUUUCCACCAACGGCAUUGAGAAGAUCGGGCCCGGUCUGAGGGAGCUGAAGAAACUGAAGAUACUCUCACUUGGACGCAACGUGAUUCGUAAGAUUGAGCAGCUUGAUAUCCCACAACUGGAGCAGCUGUGGCUCCGAGUAUGUGACGGUGCGUCAUGCCAGUCUUUGUGGCCUCUGCCGCGAGAGGCUGGGGGCCGAUGCGGGUCGUCGUGUGGCACGCGACCGUCUGGCCCAGCUGGCGGCACUGGAGCCACUGGGCGUUGUUCCACCGCCUCUCUCGGAGUCUUGGCCGCCUGA
Molecule: messenger RNA, 510 nt
Organism: Trypanosoma cruzi
Lineage: Eukaryota; Euglenozoa; Kinetoplastea; Trypanosomatida; Trypanosomatidae
Product: dynein light chain, putative
Exons: 1
Coding region: 1-510 (169 amino acids)
Cellular component (GO): cytoplasm
Molecular function (GO): protein kinase binding
Source: RefSeq, a predicted model, not a curated record